Messenger RNA from Nymphalis io (European peacock), 2465 nucleotides. RefSeq names its product ATP-dependent RNA helicase DDX42. The transcript is spliced from 15 exons. The coding region runs from base 202 to 2427 and encodes 741 amino acids. Gene Ontology annotation, molecular function: RNA binding; ATP binding; RNA helicase activity. The record is from RefSeq and is a predicted model, not a curated record. Lineage: Eukaryota; Metazoa; Arthropoda; Insecta; Lepidoptera; Nymphalidae.
AAUUCGUACUGUUGUUGGAUUUGUUGGUUUCAUUAAAUAUAAUUUAUUAAUUUUAACCUACACAACUAUGCAGUUCUUUUUGCUUAAUAAGUGAAUCAGUAAAUAGCGUGAAAAGUCGUUUAGUUUUAACUGAAUUAAUGUUUUUACUAUCUGUAAUGAACUUUGAAUUAUUAAUAUAUCGUUCUACCUGAGCAUAUCAAGAUGAGUUUCAACUCAAGUGGGAACAAGGGCUUUGGAUUCACUGGCUUUACAAUGCCAAAGCGGAAUAACAAUGCAUCUAUGCAUGCAGUUCCGCCGCCCGCAUGCCAGAUGAAUGCCGUUCCUCCUCCUACCUCUGGACUUUCCAAGCAGGGCUAUUCGACGAUGAACGCGAUCACUCAAAAUGCAGUAACUGGCAAUUGGGGAACGCUCGGAAAAAAACGGUCUAAAACCGAAGAUGAGUACUUUGACGAUGAUGACGAGCCACCCACUCCAGCACUUGCAUAUAUUCCUGCUCCUGGGAGUCCUACAACUGAGGCUUCCAGUUCUCGUGUGGACAAUGAUGAAGAAGAUCCCUUAGAUGCUUACAUGGCAGGUCUAGAACAGCAAGCAGCAAAAGACUUAAAAACCAGUAAGGAAAAUGCUGUUAGUGGAAAAGGUGAUAGCGGAAGGGGAACAAGAGGAGACAUUGACGAAAUGGACGACGAAGAGAGUUAUUAUAAGUAUAUGGAAGAGAAUCCGCUGACAAAUGCGGAUGAUGGUUCUGAUAUUGAAAUUGAAUAUGACGAAGAUGGUAAUCCUAUUCCUCCUCCAAAAAAGAAGUUCAUUGACCCAUUACCACCAAUAGACCAUUCGGAGAUAAAAUAUGAGCCAUUUGAGAAGAACUUCUACACACCACAUGAAGAAAUAGAAAAUCUUACCACAGAGCAGGUUGAGGAACUAAAGAAUAACUUGGGAGUUAAGAUAUCAGGACCAGAUCCACCGAAACCAGUCAGCAGCUUUGCACAUUUAGGCUUUGACGAGCAGUUGAUGAAGGCGAUCCGUCGCUCCGAGUACACGCAACCGACGCCCGUGCAAGCUGCUGGAGUACCGGCUGCGUUGUCUGGGCGAGAUCUUAUCGGUAUCGCGCGCACGGGUUCCGGAAAAACUGCGGCAUUUUUGUGGCCAUUGUUGGUCCACAUCAUGGAUCAAAAAGAAUUGGCACCAGGUGAUGGACCCAUAGGACUUAUUCUAGCACCCACUAGAGAAUUGGCACAACAGAUAUAUAUGGAAGCUAAAAAGUUUGGCAAAGUGUACAAUAUAAGAUGUGUUUGUUGUUACGGUGGAGGCUCUAAAUGGGAACAGUGCAAGGCGUUAGAAGGCGGAGCAGAGAUCAUAGUUGGAACGCCAGGGAGAGUGAUAGACUUGAUUAAAUGCAAGGCUACUGACCUUAAACGAGUCACAUACCUCGUACUGGACGAGGCAGACAGGAUGUUCGACAUGGGCUUUGAACCGCAAGUACGAUCGAUCUGCAACCACGUGCGACCAGACCGGCAGGCACUGCUGUUCUCUGCGACCUUCCCGCGCAGAGUGGAGAAGCUCGCACGGGACGCGCUGCACGACCCCGUGCGCGUGCAGCACGGCGCGGCCGGGGAGGCGUGCCAUCUCGUCACGCAGCACGUGCGAAUAUUUAAUAAACCAGAAGAGAAAUGGCCUUGGUUAUUAGAAAAAUUAGUUGAAUUUCUUUCGUCUGGAAGUGUCUUAAUAUUUGUCACGAAAAAGCUUGAAGCGGAACAGACAGCCGCUAAUCUAGGUGUACAGGAAUAUGAUGCGCUGCUGCUGCAUGGAGACAUGGAGCAGGCAGACAGGAACAAGGUCAUUACGGCUUUUAAACGGCAGGAAAGCAGUAUACUGGUGGCCACCGAUGUUGCUGCCCGCGGUCUCGACAUCCCGCACAUCCGCACGGUGAUCAACUUCACCGUGGCGCGGGACAUCGACACGCACACGCACCGCGUGGGCCGCACGGGACGCGCCGGCGUGCGCGGGGACGCCUACACGCUGCUGGCGCGGGACCGCGACCGGGACUUCGCGGGACACCUGCUGCGGAACCUCGAGGGCGCGCAGCAGGAGGUCCCGGAAGAGUUAACGCAUUUGGCGAUGCAGUCCGCCUGGUUCCGCAAAUCUCGUUUCAAGAUCGGCAAGAGCAAGAACCUCAAUAUUGGAGGGUGUGGUUUGGGAUACAAGGAGCGCCCAGGCCUUCCCGCCUACAAUGAUGAAAUACCAAUAGUGCCCGUGGAGAAGCCCGGAGGACCCGCCACCGACCGGCUCUCCUCACUCAAGCAAGCCUUCCGAUCGCAAUAUAAUCAGUUCACGGCGUCCACGGACCACUCGUGGGAGCAGACGCGCGCGGCGCUGCAGCCCGGCGUCACCGCGCCCGCGCGCCGCGCCAAGCGCAGUCGCUGGGAGUAGUGUAUAUAUGUCUCAUGUGUAAUAAAUGUAUAUGCGUU